GGCCGCUUGGCUUCUUUCGUUUCGUCCUCUGUGCAUCGUACAUAAGGGAACAGCUGUUAUGUUAUUGCUAAGCCGGAAACAAAGCAUGUGAAUAUUUUUUUGGCACGGCGUCGUUUGGAAAGUGCACUUCCUUGUUCUGACCUUGCCUUUUAUGGGCUGGAGCGAUAUGAUACGUAAUAUGCCACGGCGAAGUCGUCGAAGAUGCGACGGUGCUACGUGCUAGGCUGUUAGAACAAUUCAUCGGAGCAUUCAAGUGUUACCUUUUAUAUGCUGCCAAAAGACCAAGCAGUGCGAAGCUCUUGGCUGACAGUGGUGCCUGCUAAUUUCCACUGCAAGGAUUUCGUCAACGAAUGUUAUCAUAGGUUACGCGCGACUCCAGAGGCAAUUUGGAAUAUCGGCACGAAAUCGUCGGAUGAAAAUCUGAGGUGCCCGACGCACAACAUUUUGAACGUGCCACGGAGGAUCAGGCAAAAAACGAGAGCAAAAAAGGUGCACGCUGAAGGCGGAAAUGAAGCAUGAUCUGGCUUGCAUCUGGUGCAUGAAGAAAUUGCUGGCACGUUAGUUGCAGUCUACCUCCACCAACAGGGUGGAAAACAAAGGACGCCAUUCCGAUUAGCUGCUAUCUCCCAGUUCAAGCACUUUUGCUGUCUGGACACUGGUUCCUGUGGAUGGGCUGUUACAAGCUUCACUGUCUGAUAUAGAAGACUCUCGUUUGGCCCUGAGGAGACGUUCGUGAGACAAAACAGGUCUGAUUGCUUCAGCUUUUGCUUCAUCAAUUUCUUGUUUGAGACGCCAUUUCCUAUCUUUCGGGAGACUCAACUUCCUCCUCUUCACAUUUCUUUCCGAAACAGCCAUGAAAGAGUUUCCGCAUAAUUAUUUUGGGAGUGAGCUCCUGGUCUGGAGAACGAAUGGGAAAAUGAGGAGGUGCGCUCGCUCGAAAGGUAAUAAAUGGGAAAGAUUGGAGAGGAGGUUGUAUGAUAAUGAGGAUGCGCACGUUUAAAAGUUUCUUCCUCACUUGACUGACACACAUUCAAAAAAAAAUGUCCAACGAAAAAGAACUCAGCUCGAGCCCAAUAUACUUUGAAAAUGCUCCAGAGUCGCCGCCGCCAAUAUUAUUUAGCUCGAGUCCGACAUUUUUUCAAAACGCUCCUGAGUCGCCACCGCCGAUAUCUUACACGCCUGUACCAGGGCCAACGCCCGAAUAUCAUUGGAGUCCGCCGCCACAACAUUACUGGGGUCUGCCGCCACAACAUUGUCAGUGUUGUGUCCAACGUGAGCUAUCGUGUGGUAAGCAAUGUGUGGUCGUGAAGGUUUUUCGGCUGGGUUUUUCUCCUUCACCUGAUUGGCAUCACAAUUGGCACAAUUCCCAGCACAAUUGGCUUCAAUAAAUAUAUCUCAACUUGAUGGCAUUACAAUUGGCAUUAGUAAAUAUAUUUUCACUUGUA
This is a messenger RNA of Ornithodoros turicata, 1445 nucleotides long. RefSeq lists its product as uncharacterized. The transcript is spliced from 13 exons. NCBI's taxonomy places the organism in Eukaryota, Metazoa, Arthropoda, Arachnida, Ixodida, Argasidae. Bases 1041 to 1388 code for a protein of 115 amino acids. The record is from RefSeq and is a predicted model, not a curated record.